UUUAUAGAUCUAAUUUCUCUUUGCUCGCCUCAGUCUUCGUUCGUUUUUGAAACAGUCAACAUCUGGCAGUCCGACAUGGCUCAGGAUCCGCAAGCACUUUACUUUGCCGUCGGUCCCGGACCCAACGAGAUCACCUGUCCCUAUUGCAGGACCAAGGCCAAGACCCGCGUGGUGCGAUCCUGGCUGCGUUGCUGCACCAAGAGGCACCACUGUGGUGCCUGCGGGGAGUACCUGGGCGUAUACCGCCGGCCACAACUGUAA
This is a messenger RNA of Drosophila takahashii, 261 nucleotides long. RefSeq lists its product as uncharacterized. The record is from RefSeq and is a predicted model, not a curated record. NCBI's taxonomy places the organism in Eukaryota, Metazoa, Arthropoda, Insecta, Diptera, Drosophilidae.